Molecule: messenger RNA, 1242 nt
Organism: Puma concolor (puma)
Lineage: Eukaryota; Metazoa; Chordata; Mammalia; Carnivora; Felidae
Source: RefSeq, a predicted model, not a curated record
AUGGUGAAACGGGGCGGAAACGUUGAAUUAAAGAAAAGACUUUCCCAGAAGAUGGCCACUGCACAAUUACAGAGGACUUCCAUGAGUGCAUUGGUAUUUCCCAAUAAGAUAUCAACAGAGCAGCAGUCUUUAGUGUUAGUGAAGAGGCUCCUAGCAGUUUCAGUAUCCUGCAUCACCUAUUUGAGAGGAAUAUUUCCAGAAUGUGCUUAUGGAACAAGAUAUCUAGAUGACUUAUUAAAAGAAUUAUUUUCUGGAAAAGCAUUCGGUCUAAAAAUGAAUAUUUCAUUAUUUUUCAGGAUGCUAGGAUGCUAUGAUGCUUUACAAAAAAAAUACCUAAGGAUGGUUGUUCUAGCUGUAUACACCAAUCCAGAAGACCCUCAGACAAUUUCAGAAUGUUACCAAUUUAAGUUCAAGUACAGUAAUAAUGGACCAGUCAUGGACUUCAUAAGUAAAAACCAAAGCAACGAUUCCAACAUGUCAUCUGCUGACACCAAGAAAGCAAGUAUUCUCCUCAUUCGCAAGAUUUAUAUUCUAAUGCAAAAUCUGGGACCUUUACCUAAUGAUGUUUGUUUGACUAUGAAACUUUUUUACUACGAUGAAGUUACACCCCCAGAUUACCAGCCUCCCGGUUUUAAGGAUGGUGAUUGUGAAGGAGUGAUAUUUGAAGGGGAGCCUAUGUACUUAAAUGUGGGAGAAGUUCCAACACCUUUUCACACCUUCAAAGUAAAAGUGACUACUGAAAAAGAACGAAUGGAAAAUAUUGAUUCAGCUAUUUUAUCACCAAAACAAUUAAAAACACCACUUCAGAAAAUUCUCAGGGACAAAGAUGAUCGAGAAGAUGAACAGGAGCAUUAUAUAAGUGAUGAUUUUGACAUUGAAACUAAAAUGGAAGAGCAGGAAAAAAACCCUGGAUCUUCUGAACUUGGAGAACCAAGUUUAGUUUGUGAGGAAGAUGAAAUUAUGAGAUCUAAAGAAAGUCCAGAUCUUUCAAUUUCUCAUUGUCAGUUUGAACAGUUAGUCAGUAAAACAUCUGAACUUGAUGUAUCUGAAAGCAAAACAAGAAGUGGAAAAAUCUUUCAGAAUAAAAUGGCUAAUGGAAAUCAGCCAGUAAAAUCUUCUAAGGAAAAUCGGAAGAGAAAUCAACUCAAAUCUGGGAAAACAGUCCUUCAUCACUUUGAUACUUCUAGUCAAGAGUCAGUGCCAAAAAGAAGAAAGUUUAGUGAACCAAAGGAACAUAUAUGA